Messenger RNA from Melitaea cinxia (Glanville fritillary), 822 nucleotides. RefSeq lists its product as uncharacterized. The coding region runs from base 85 to 780 and encodes 231 amino acids. The transcript has 5 exons. Lineage: Eukaryota; Metazoa; Arthropoda; Insecta; Lepidoptera; Nymphalidae. The record is from RefSeq and is a predicted model, not a curated record.
UGUGUACCAUUUAAAUGUCACUUGAUAAUACAGACGUUUUGUCAUUUUAUUUUGUACCUUUAUUUUAAUAUUUUUUAUUUAAAAAUGUCGGUUUUCGACGGAGAAAUAGAGUUCAAAUCUGUGUAUAUGGAGGAUUUCGUGAAAAAAGAUAAACCUAAAAGCCCUCGACGAAAAGCUAUAGACGACGAUUGUCUUAUUGUCGGCCUCAGUCGCGACAGUCUAAACGCGAAGGAGCUGCCUCGUAAAAGUCCUGACGUUCUCUGUCCAGUCGACUUUGAAUAUUAUAAAAAUGCUGUUGAGAGGUUCAAGGAAGAUUAUCCGAAGCUAACAAAGAUGUAUAUGACGAAAGAAAUCGACCCAGUGCCGAUAGAUCAUGAGAUUCAAGAUCUAAAACGAACCGAGUAUCUCGUUAAGUACUGCUCUAGAGAGCUGCCGUUUAUGUCAGUAAAUCUGGCAAGAAGGGCUCGAGCACUUCAAACGCUUCGUUUACCUGACGACGUCUAUAUUCCGGACACCAGUCAAAAGGGCUCAUACAGACAUCCGACACCGGAGAAAUAUAAAGACCCUCCCUCGUCCUUGUCCAUGAAACCUAAGUUUGAUGCUUCUUUGCAAAAGGAACUUCGUCGUAUCUUACGAGUGAGAACAGGUGAUACGAGCUACGGCGUCAGUCACGAGCUUCUGGCCCAAGUUGUACUCGACAGGAGUCCAUUUGGACCUCCUCGUGAGGAACCAAAAUUUGGUCGUUGGCGUAAUCCUUACAUUUAUACUUAUAGAAUUUAAUUUUUGUUAAGUUUUUUAUAUAUAAUAAAUAUUGAUUUUAAA